Drosophila bipectinata is the source of this 2989-nucleotide messenger RNA. It is a transcript of the gene wdp, whose product is annotated as Leucine rich repeat protein windpipe. Gene Ontology annotation, cellular component: extracellular matrix. Lineage: Eukaryota; Metazoa; Arthropoda; Insecta; Diptera; Drosophilidae. The record is from RefSeq and is a predicted model, not a curated record. Gene Ontology annotation, molecular function: protein binding.
GAGGCUCUGCCCGGCCAUUCGGUAUCAAGCUCUCGUUGGGUACGGUCGUGUCUGAAUCCGGUCUCCGUUCUGCGAUCCACGAUCUCCGGUUGAAAUAUUUGCCAGCCGAUCGCCAGGUAUCGAGCUUUAUUUCGUUCGGACCCGCAACUCCAGAGUGUCGAGACGUGUGUGCGCGAAACUUGAACCGUACCGUACCGCUUUCAACGUCCAACCUCUGCACCCUCAUCCCCCCUGUUUAGCUCUGACUGGCCUGGAUCUCGGAUCGAUCGUAUGCAUGUCUUAUAGAAGAUAAGACGCUCAGAGAUCUCAGUGAGGAAGUUUGAAGGAUCCACUGCCAGCACAUCACCCACCCACCCACAAAGCCUCAGCCAUGGAGCACAAAAAUCUGUCCGCCUGGCUGGCCCUGCUCCUUCUGUGCGUGGCCGCCACUGCCACCCCUGCCCGUUCCCCCGCAUCCGCCUCCGACUGCCCAGCCGACUGUAGCUGCACCCUGUCGCAGCACACACACAAGCCACUGUACCACCUGAAGUGUAACAGCACCCACGGCCUGAAGGUGGCGGAGAAGGCCUUCCAGUCGGCGAUACCCAUGCACUCCAUUGACCUGUCGGGCCUGAACCUCACCCGCUUGGGUCAUGUGCUGGACAAGCUGCCCGACCUGACCUCCGUCGACCUGUCGCACAACCGACUGCAGGAGUUCGGCCACCUGAGCAAGCGCCUGAAGCGAUUGAAUCUGAAGCACAACGAGAUCACGUCGGAGAAGCUGAAGAAGCUGCCGCAGCACCUGCAGGUCCUCAACCUGCAGCACAACAACAUCACCUACCUGCCCCUGGAGCUGACCCACAUGAGCCAGUUGCGACAGGUGGAGCUGAGCCACAAUGCCAUCAACUGCUCGUGCCAGACGCUGGAGGUGCGCAACUGGUUGGUGGAGCGCCUGGUCUACAUGGAGCACCCGGUGGUCUGCAGCUAUCCGCUGGGCUACAAGGGUCGCUCCUGGCUACAGCUUAAGCAGGAGGAGAUCUGCCAAAAGGAGCACCACCAGACCUAUAUCCAGGGGGCGGACGAGAACGAGCUGAUGAUGGGAGACCAGCCGGUGGACACUUCCGCGGAGCACGAGGAGGAAGAAGAGUUAGGCAAGUCCUUUAUGCUGCUGGAGAGCGGCAGUCUAGCGGCCACAUCCAAGAAGGUGCGAUCUCCGCAGGAACCUUUGCCCGGCGACCUGGUCGAGGGUUCUGGGGACAUCACCCAAACCAACAUGGAACUUCGGGCCCCAGCUAUUCAAACAGAGGAACCCGUGGCGGCUGCGGCUCAACUUGACGACGUAGCUGUUGAAGUCCCGGAAGUCGAGGAAGAUGAGAAUAACGACCCCUCCGAUGAGACUGAAGGCUCCGGCAGCGGCGCAGGCCCGAUUGUCAUACCCGUUGGUUUCAAGGUGCCCAUUUCUCCAGAGGACAAUGAGGCCGACAAUGAAUCCCAGGAGGAGGAAAAGUCAGACGAACCCGAAGAUAGCAAGCCGGUGGCUCAACCGGAUGACGACUUCAAGGGCAUGGGCAUCUGGGAGAAUGGCCAAGAGGAGCCAAAGCCCGUUGAGGAGGAGGUGGUAGUGCCGGUGGUGCAGACGAAACUGGACACCAGCGAUGUCAAGUCGGAGGUGGUCACCGAUGGUCCACUUAGCGACGACAACGAGUCCGAUGACAUCAAGACCGCCAGCAUGGGCAAGCAGUCUGAUGACAGCAACGCCAUCUACUACCUGCUGGCAGUGAUCGGCCUGAUUGUGGUGGGACUGAUCCUGUUCGUGGCCAUCAAGCGCUGCAAGUACGACAGCAAUGCGGCCCAAAGGGAUGCAGAGGCACAGCGCCAGACGGAGCUGCUCGACAUGGACAAGAAGCAGCUGGGCAAGCCGCUGCACAAGAACGGCCACGGCAACGGCCAGGAGCACUCGCCGCUGAUCGGCGAGAAGACCAAGCUGGACGAGGCCCAGAUCGUGAAGAAGCCCUACGAGAACGGCGAUUCCAAGGACGGAGCUGGUCAGCAGCCAUUGCUGAACGGCAAUGGAGCGGCCAACGGCGGCGCCAAGGAUGCUCCGGAAGUAAAUGAGCCCGCUGCCCAUGAGUACUACCCCAUCAGUCCGCGCUAUCCCACCCCCCAAUCGCCACGAGCCUCCAAGUACGCCCAGCACCAGCAGCCCGCCGAGCAGAACAACAACGAACCGGACGCUGCCUACUUGCCCUCGUCCCCGAAAUCGGGUCGCUAUUCUCCAGUCUACUCCCCGGAAACGGGUCGCGUCAAGAUCAAGCUGACAGAGACCCCCAAGCCGAAGACUCCGAUGCUGGUGACGCGCAGCAAAUCGAAUGCCGGGGACAUCAUCACCACCCCGUUGCGACCCAUCGAACCCACCCACCAGACCAUCAAUGGCCACUGAUGUGCGGGAGGCCCGCGCCAAGCGCCAUCGAGCCAGCCAUCAACUCUCCACACAGUCCUUGAAUCCUCCUUGUUUGAUACUAGAAAUCCGACAUAGGGAUGUAUAUCAUAAUCUGCAACAGCAAAAUCCUGCAACCUGCAACAGUUAGAACCUGCAACAAAAACCAACAAGGCCACGACGACAGAAAACUAUUCGAUUUAAGUUACCACCCGCUCCCCCUCUUAAGUGUAACCGAGUAGUAGUGUUUAGAAUUAAGUAAAUUAAUUAAACAUAAGCAUAAAUCUAGUAUAAUACCAAAGUUAAAAAAUAUAUGCAUAUUAAAAUGUGAAGCGGCGAUUGCCUGCCCGCGACUUUCGAGUGGAAUGAAAAUUAAUGGUUUAACUGAAGCGACGACAGAGGAGUGGAAGAGAAAUAACUAAAAUAUCAAGUAUAUUUUGAAUAAUGCUUUCAAUCUGCAUCUGUGUAUAUGUACUUUUAUAUCCUAUCUAUAUACUGUAAACUACUUAAGAUCAUGCUCUUGUGAAAUUAUAUUGUGUUAAUUCAUUAAAUGCGAGCGACUUUUUAAACGGA